GAAUCGUCAUUAGGUCGCGCGCUCAUAGAAUGGGACACGACGACGCACUGUCCUCAAAGUCCCCUUCCAAUUCAUGCUGUGGCAGGAGAGAGACGGGGAGAAAAUAUCCAUCGAGGCACUUAGCGACAGCCAAAGCGAUGGACCACAUGCAUUUCAGAUGCUUCAAUUCGGAUGUGGCUACAAUGAUUCUGUAACACGAAAAUAACGUGGAGCAGUGUUUUGCAUGGAGUGAUGAAGUCAGAUGCCAAUGCAGUGGAAUCUGAGCCCGGUAGAGUACAGCCAGCGCGUGCUGUGGUCGUGGAGCGGAUAAAUGCCAUCGCGUGAAGCGCUACCCCCACGAAGAGAACUCCAUGUCUUUCUUGGACUGCUCCUGCAUCUCCCACACUCAGGUCCAGCCAAUCAGCAUAGAGGACCAGUAUGAGGACAUCAGCCACCAAUACCUGAGCUCUGAUGUCUCAGAAUGCACUUUCACCGGGGGUGGUGCAGGCAGCGAUGACAUCACAGCGCUCUCUGCUAACUCCGCCCACUACCAGCUGCUGUCAGAACUGGGGAGGGGCUUCAACAACCUGAGCCAGGUGCGCAUGGCGUGCCAUACACCCUCCCGCCAGCUGGUGGCAGUCAAGAACACCAACCUGGAUGAGUGUACUGAGGAUGAGCUGCUACAGCUGAUGAAUGAGGUUCUUCUCUCCAGGCUGUUCCGCCACCCCAACCUGCUGACCUCUCGCCUGGUCUUCAGCUCCUGCUGCCAGCUCUGGGUCCUCACACCACUCAUGGGCUACGGUUCGGCAGACAGCCUGCUGAGGACGUACUUCCCUGAUGGGAUGAGUGAGUCCCUGAUCGCUUACCUCCUCCACGGAGUCCUGAAGGCUCUGCAGUACCUGCACCGCAUGGGCUACGUGCACAGGGGAGUGAAGGCCAGUCACAUCCUGCUGUCUGGGGAGGGGCGUGUCUACCUCUCGGGGCUGCACAGCGUUUACAGUAUGAUGCGGGAUGGGAAGAAGGUGAGGACCGUGUUCGACAUGCCCCACCACAGCCCCGCCCUGCUACCCUGGCUCAGCCCAGAGCUGCUACGACAGGACCUGCAUGGCUACGGGGUGAAGUCAGACAUCUACAGUCUGGGGAUAGUAGUCUGUGAGCUGGUCAGUGGCAGGGUGCCUUUCCAGGACAUGCCCCCUACACAGAUGCUUCUCCAGAAGCUGCGUGGCUCCCACUGCUGCCUGCUGGAUGUGGCCCCCUCCCCCCUGGGGGAGCUGGGGGGGCUGAAGGUGUCCCGCUCCGGGGUGGACUCUGGCAUCGGGGAGAGUGUUGCCACGGGUAGCCUGACUCGCACCGCCACUGCAGAGAGACCUCAGAGCCCCGCCCCCAAGAACCACUCGGCCACCCUGCACAACCUGGUCCAGCUGUGUCUGCAACAGCAGCCCGACCGCAGACCCUCUGCUUCUACACUGUUGACCCAUGCAUUCUUCAAACAGGUGAAAAGGCAUCAUACCCGGGACUCCUUCCUCAGUCUCAUGUACCCCGCGGUGCCCCUUGGAGCUUCCAGCCCCGAUGACCCCCCUGUUUCCUGCUCCCCUACCCCGUCCUGCCACCACCCCACCUCCCCCAUCGCUGACCCCACAGAGGAGGUGUGGGACUUCUCCUAAUCCUCCUCCCUGCCCCCCCUCCACCUCCGCCCCCCACAUCCCAAAACCUGACAACCAAGCCUAACUCAAGACAAUCAAAAUGAUCAAAAACAGCGAGCCCAAACCUUUCUACUGUGCUUUGAUUGGACUUGUCCUACCCACCACUCUGAGCCUUUCUACUAGUUUUCUAGGCUUUUAUAUGUUUGUUUUGAAACUCAAAUAAGGGAGCAGGUUGAUGUUUAUUGUCAUGACUCUUGUCCUGGAGGCAGAACUGAGCCAUUUCCCCUUAGAUAGGCCAGCUGCUGUAAUAGGAGGGCGGGAUUAAUGGAGCUGCUCUGCCUGGAUCAUCCAAUGAGGAUCUCUGUGCCAUGGGUGUGGCUGCCAAUCAACGACAAUGACAACCAAUGACGUUGCAGGACAGUCAGGACACACCCCCAUGCCAGUGAAAAAUACCAAUCACUGGACUCAUAUGGAUCGUACUACGAAAUGUAAUGUGAACUAUUUUAGGCUAUUAGACUGUGAAGGGGCAUACAUAAUAAUGUGUCAGGGUUUGGAGAGGGAGAUAAUACAUUUAAGAUGUUAUGGAGUUGGAGAGGGAAGCAAUAGAUAAUAAUAUGUUAUGGAGUUGGAGAGGGAAGCAAUAGAUAAUAAUAUGUUAUGGAGUUGGAGAGGGAGGCAAUAGAUAAUAAUAUGUUAUGGAGUUGGAGAGGGAGGCAAUAGAUAAUAAUAUGUUAUGGAGUUGGAGAGGGAAGCAAUAGAUAAUAAUAUGUUAUGGAGUUGGAGAGGGAGGCAAUAGAUAAUAAUAUGUUAUGGAGUUGGAGAGGGAGGCAAUAGAUAAUAAUAUGUUAUGGAGUUGGAGAGGGAAGCAAUAGAUAAUAAUAUGUUAUGGAGUUGGAGAGGGAGGCAAUAGAUAAUAAUAUGUUAUGGAGUUGGAGGCAAUAGAUAAUAAUUUGUUAUGGAGUUUAAAAGGAUAUAAGUGUUAAAAACACGUAUGUGAGGAGAGAAGGUACGAGAAUAGCUAGUGUGUUGGAGGAAGUUCUAUGGUUAUCCCUCUAGCAUUGUGAUACCAGCCUGAUCUCGCGAUAGCUCACAUUCCGAAGUGAAGCUAAACGUGAGCUCAGCGGUCCGUCUGAUUGGCCAGGCUGCUAUCCCUCCCCUGUAUUACCAGUGAAAACCCUGUGAUCAAAUAAGAACUAUAACACUACCGAUACUGUGCUUUGUGGCCAACCUAACCUAUACACGUAGUAAUAAUAAACGUAUGGGAGGGUCCUCAAUUGUAUUGUUUUUAUGAAAUCUGUGAACUGUUUAUGAUAAAUUUCUGUGGAUUAUUCUGUGAUUGAUGAUUCUGUGUAUGAGACAUUUGAUGUAUUGGUGCAUAUCAAACCUGUUAUAGCUGUAUGAGCCUUAUAGAAGUGUUAUAAAUAUAUUCAUGAUA
Molecule: messenger RNA, 3057 nt
Organism: Coregonus clupeaformis (lake whitefish)
Lineage: Eukaryota; Metazoa; Chordata; Actinopteri; Salmoniformes; Salmonidae
Gene: stradb
Product: STE20 related adaptor beta
Exons: 12
Coding region: 351-1643 (430 amino acids)
Biological process (GO): protein phosphorylation
Molecular function (GO): protein serine/threonine kinase activator activity; ATP binding; protein kinase activity
Source: RefSeq, a predicted model, not a curated record